CGGCGACCGAGAGUGCGGAGCGCCCGGCGUGCGCUCGGACCGGCCAGAGGAACCCCGCGGGCCUGUCCGCCUCAAAAUCCAACAUGAAAAUUCUCAUAGCCUUGGCAGUCUUUUUUCUCGUCUCCACUCAAUUGUUUGCAGAAGAAAUCGGAGCCAACGAUGAUCUGAAUUAUUGGUCUGACUGGUCCGACAGCGACCAGAUCAAGGAGGAGCUGCCCGAGCCCUUUGAGCAUCUUCUGCAGAGAAUCGCCCGGAAACCCAAGGCUCAGCAGUUCUACGGAUUAAUGGGCAAACGGGAUGCUGAUUCCUCAGUUGAAAAACAAGUGGCCCUGUUAAAGGCUCUUUAUGGACAUGGCCCGAUCUCUCAUAAAAGGCAUAAAACAGAUUCCUUUGUUGGACUAAUGGGCAAAAGAGCUUUAAAUCCUGUGGCUUAUGAAAGGAGUGCAAUGCAGAAUUAUGAAAGAAGACGUAAAUAAACUACCUAAUAUAUUAUUUAUUGAGCUUCAUUUGUGUCAAUGGCCCAUGAAAAGUAAAAUGAGACAUGCACUAUGAGGAGUAAUUAUUUAUUUAAUAAUAAUUGUUGUUUUGAGUUGAAAACUCAGUGUUUAUUUUUUCAUAUUGUGCCAAUAUGUGUUGUAAAGGUGUAUUAUAAUUCUAAUAUGCUGACUCCCUCAGAAGUAGAAAUCAGUGAUAAUUUCUCAACAAAGCACAGUGUUCAAUGAAAUUAUAAAAACCUGUCAAUGAUACAGACUCCAAAGGAAGAAAUCCUUUUUGUUGCUUGGGAGCAGCCACGUCAGCUACUGCUCAAGGAGAGGAAACUCACGGGCUUGUUCUUUUCCAUGUAUUUUCUUGGUGAAAAUGUGCUGCGAUUUGGUAUCAAACUGUAUUGGUGUCCCUGAAGCAUGUUUCAUGUUUUGUGACUAUAUAGAGAUGUUUUAAAAGUUUUAAUGUGAUUCUAAGGUCUUCAUUUAUUGUAUAAUGUGUUGUGAUAUUUAACAUUUUAAAUAAAAGAAAAAAUAUCUUGAGAA
Diceros bicornis minor is the source of this 1028-nucleotide messenger RNA. It is a transcript of the gene TAC1, whose product is annotated as tachykinin precursor 1. The coding region runs from base 84 to 476 and encodes 130 amino acids. Gene Ontology annotation, biological process: tachykinin receptor signaling pathway. NCBI's taxonomy places the organism in Eukaryota, Metazoa, Chordata, Mammalia, Perissodactyla, Rhinocerotidae. The transcript has 7 exons. The record is from RefSeq and is a predicted model, not a curated record.